Molecule: messenger RNA, 651 nt
Organism: Recurvomyces mirabilis
Lineage: Eukaryota; Fungi; Ascomycota; Dothideomycetes; Mycosphaerellales; Teratosphaeriaceae
Gene: GSP1
Product: GTP-binding nuclear protein gsp1/Ran
Exons: 3
Coding region: 1-651 (216 amino acids)
Biological process (GO): ribosomal subunit export from nucleus; protein import into nucleus
Cellular component (GO): cytoplasm; nucleus
Molecular function (GO): GTP binding; GTPase activity
Source: RefSeq, a predicted model, not a curated record
AUGGCGGAGGGUCAGCAAGUUCCUACCUUCAAGCUUGUGCUGGUCGGUGAUGGCGGUACUGGCAAGACCACCUUCGUGAAGCGUCACUUGACGGGCGAAUUCGAGAAGAAGUACAUCGCCACUCUCGGUGUCGAAGUCCACCCUCUCGCCUUCUCCACCAAUCUCGGCCAAAUCCAAUUCGACGUCUGGGACACAGCAGGGCAGGAGAAGUUCGGUGGUCUGCGUGAUGGCUACUACAUCAACGGCCAGUGCGGCAUCAUCAUGUUCGACGUGACCUCCCGCAUCACCUACAAGAACGUACCGAACUGGCACCGAGAUCUUGUGCGGGUGUGCGAGAACAUCCCGAUUGUGUUGGUCGGCAACAAGGUUGAUGUGAAGGAGCGUAAGGUCAAGGCUAAGACGAUCACCUUCCACCGCAAGAAGAACCUGCAGUACUACGAUAUCUCGGCCAAGAGCAACUACAACUUCGAGAAGCCUUUCCUGUGGCUUGCGAGGAAGCUUGUCGGCAACCAGAGUCUUGAGUUCGUUGCUGCACCAGCCCUCGCUCCUCCGGAAGUCCAGGUUGACCAGGCCGCUAUGGAGGCAUACCAGAAGGAGAUGGCCGAUGCCGCGAACAUGCCACUUCCUGAUGAGGAGGACCCUGACUUGUGA